This is a messenger RNA of Patiria miniata (bat star), 6425 nucleotides long. RefSeq names its product sushi, von Willebrand factor type A, EGF and pentraxin domain-containing protein 1-like. The transcript has 32 exons. Gene Ontology annotation, molecular function: Notch binding; calcium ion binding. Gene Ontology annotation, biological process: Notch signaling pathway. Bases 325 to 5679 code for a protein of 1784 amino acids. NCBI's taxonomy places the organism in Eukaryota, Metazoa, Echinodermata, Asteroidea, Valvatida, Asterinidae. The record is from RefSeq and is a predicted model, not a curated record.
CUCCUGAAGUACCUCACUGCAAAAUGGACCCUAAUUACGCCAAUGGCGCAUAUUACUGUACUGGUAACUGUCUUAAUAAUCUUAACAUUAAACAUCAAAAAUAAUGUUUGGUACUAUAGUAAACAUCAUUUUGCCUCUUACAUGGCCAACUUACAUAAUAGUCCACUACAUUAUCAAAUAGCAGCUUCAUAUUAAAUGCAUAAUUGAAGCAAACAAUUGUUUUGAUUUACAUUAUUCUAAUACAUGUGCACAGUCAUUCUAGUGCCUAAAUGUUGAUGAAACCAAGAAAAAUACAGAAAAUGUUUGCUUUUUUUCCGCCCAUGCAUGGGACGGUUGUUCCCCUGGAGCUCCUGCAAAGUAGAGUCCAUUACUAUAAAUUACAUCAAAACGCCGCUUGUCAGCGUCAUCUGUGUUUCUCUUUUCUCGGUCCAGACCAUGACAACGCAGGUGGCUGUCAUUCUAGCUUGCCUCCUGCUGGCACCGCAUGCAUCCAUGCAGCAGCAGGCUGGCAUCUUGGACUCCGCAUUCAGGAGAGUCUUUCCGCACGGCAAGUCCGAGCUGGUCUUCCUGCUGGAUAGCUCGGACAGCAUCGGCGCCGACGACUUCGGCGUGGAGCUGUUCUUUGUGGAAAGCCUGAUGACGGAGUUCAGCAUCGGCUGGAACGCCACCCAGGUAGCGAUCGUCAGCUACAGCGAGAAUGUGACUCGACACAUCGAUUACAUUUCAGGCGAGUCGGGCAACAAAUGCACUUUCCUGUCGGCCAUGAAAGCCGUGAACUACACGGGUGGCAGCAGCACCGACACGGCCAAAGCCUUGCAGGAGGCCCGAGAGAUACUCGUCCACAGCCGGCCAGAUGUUAAACGAGUGGUCAUCCUACUGAGUGACGGCGUUUCCAACACGGGCGACGACCCGGUGACCGUGGCCAACCUGCUGAAGGCGGGCGGGGUAGAAAUAUUCACCAUCAGCGUCAAAACGCAGCUGGAACGGAUCGCCUCGACCGGUGACCACUACUUCGCCUAUCACAGUUUCGAUGAUUUUGAGAGGCUGGCUUUGCGGGCUCGCCGUGACCCACAUGAAACUAUGUACGACGACUCCGUGAACCAGACUCUGUGUGAUAGUCUCUGCCACCAGCCGUUCCCCGAGGCCGGCUACGGCUGUUGCGAUCUGACCGCUAAGUGCACGUGCUCGCUCGACAGCGGACGUCACGCCUGCGUGUGCGGACCUGGCACGUACGGACGCAACGGCUUCUUGUUGCAAUGCAAACUGUGCCCACGUGGAACUUACAAGUCCACCUACGAGCCCACAGACGGAUGCACCCCGUGCCCGCCUGACUCGACCACAGCCGCUGAGGGCAGCAAACUCCUAGGAGCGUGCUUCUGCAAGGAAGGCUACGAGGGGGAUCCCAUGCGCGGAGAGUCCUGCAGAUAUGAUGUUCCGCCGGAAAUAACUUGUCCAUUCUCAGUGGUCACUGAAGCCGAUCCCGGUCUUUCCUCUGCCGAGGUGAGCUGGGACAUGCCGAUUAUUCAAGAUAACCAGGACGGUACGGACGCCCUGACCCUCACGGUCAGUCCAUCUGGUAUGAAGCCACCCUACCGCUUUGAGAUUGGCUGGGUCGUCAUCACUUACACCGUGACAGACAGCGCCGGCCUCAGCUCAGUCUGCCCCUUCAAAGUGGUAGUUCUCGAUACACAGCCGCCGACAGUGGAAAGCUGUCCUGGGCCAAUUAUUGACAUCACCUCGGGGGAGAAGAUCAAAGCCGUGACGUGGGACGAGCCCCAAUUUGGCGAUAAUUCCAUGCAAGAUCUGCAAAUUGUCAAGUCGCAUGAGCAAGGAGCAAAUCUAAGCUGGGGGACGCACAUUGUGACAUACACGGCUACAGAUUCGGCAAGACUGAGUGCCGAAUGUCGGUUUACGAUUCGCCUUGGACUGGUGACCUGCCCGAUUUUGACGUCUCCUAGAAACGGCCAGAUGUCGCCCUCCCCUUGCAGUAACCAUUCCCAAUCAGUGUGCUCGUUUCAUUGUGACGUCGGCUACGAGCUUGAGGACGCGGCCUCGGCCGAACGCCGAUGUCAGGCCAACGGCCACUGGACAGAAACAAUACAGCAGUGUCGAAAAUCGUUCAAGUCCAAAUUCAAAUGGAAUUAUUGUUCGGCAUUGAUAUUGAUUAUACUGAGACCACUCUUGACGAUGGUGUUGUUCACUUUGACAGAGGUACAGUGUGUGGCCCUGUCGAAGCCCUCCAACGGCUUGAUAUCUUGCCAGAACCAGGAGGCGGGCAAUCUCAACGUCUACGGCACAAUCUGCAGGUUUACAUGUUCAAAUGGGUACAACCCUGCCGGGAGCCGAGAGCGUGUAUGCACAGCAUCCGGAGAGUGGUCUGGAGACGACUUCACCUGCAGAUCCAUCACCUGCCCCAUACUGCCCCCACUUCGCCAUGGCUCCAUUGAGCCCUCGCAGUGCGCCAACAAGCGACGGGUUAAGUUCAUCUGCAUCUUCAAGUGCAAGGAAGGAUUCCGCCGGGUGGGCCCGACCUUCAAGAUGUGCGAAGCCAGCGGCAGUUGGUCAAACCCUGGGGAAGAGGUUGCCUGCGUGGAUGAUGUCCCGCCGGAAAUAACGUGUCCAGCCUCAGUGGUCAAGGAAGCCGAUCCCGGUCUUUCCUCUGCCGAGGUGAGCUGGGACAUGCCGAUUAUUCAAGAUAACCAGGACGGUACGGACGCCCUGACCCUCACGGUCAGUCCAUCUGGUAUGAAGCCACCCCACCGCUUUGAGAUUGGCUCGGUCGUCAUCACUUACACCGUGACAGACAGCGCCGGCCUCAGCUCAGUCUGCCCCUUCAAAGUGGUAGUUCUCGAUACACAGCCGCCGACAGUGGACAGCUGUCCUGUGCCAAUCAUUGACAUCACCUCGGCAGACAAGGUCAAAGCCGUGACGUGGGACGAGCCCCAAUUUGCCGAUAAUUCCAGGCACGAUCUGCAAAUUGUCAAGUCGCAUGAGCAAGGAGCAAAUCUAAGCUGGGGAACGCACAUUGUGACAUACACGGCUACAGACUCGGCAAGACUGAGUGCCGAAUGUCGGUUUACGAUUCGCCUUGGACCUUCCAGUUGUCCGAACUACCCGGACCCGCGUAACGGUGCUAGGGCCUGUGACCAGUGGCUGUUCGGCCAAUUCUGUCGGGUGCACUGCAACCGGGCCUUCGAAUUCACUGAGACACCGGCGAUAUGGUACAUAUGCUCUGGCAGCACGUGGAGAACUUUCCCAACUGGAAGGGCCAUACCCUGGCCAGACUGCUCAGAACGAGCUCCAGCGCACGGAUCCCGACGGGGCAUGUCAUCCCAGUACAUGUACUACGUACGAGACUGCAUUAACUCGGCAACCCAAGGAGCCAUCAAGGCAGCUUUCGUCGAGGACUUCAAGGACAGCAUCUUAGGGAAAAACGGUGGCUGCUUCGCGGAAAACUCCUGCGAGGUCGAGUACGUGACCGUAUAUUGCGGGGAAAUUGACGAGAACACACGGCGAAGGAGGCCCCGAGCGGCCGACCCGGGUGACGAGACAGACUUCGCUAACGUCGUCACUUUGGAUUUCACCGUAACGACUCGAAUACGAUCUGUGGACAAAACGCAACUCGAGAAUCAGUUGGCUAACGCCGUGCGGACCCUGGAUGAAAUCAGCAGGGAUUACGAGCGGCUAGCCCAGGCCGGUCAGCUGCAGCUGGUGGUUGAUAACCAGAUCCUGCCAGUUGUAGAGGACUCGGUCUUGGUCAACCAGAGUGUUCCCCUCUGUCAGAAUGGGUCCGUCGCGUUGGACGGCACUGACUGCAUCAGCUGCGCCGUGGGUUCUUACUUGGACAGCAACAGGCAGGCCUGUCGAGUUUGCGAUGAAGGCACGUAUCAAGACGAGGACGGCCAGGAUCAGUGCAAGUCGUGCCCCUGGGGUACGUGGACUGAGGGGCCCCAGGCUAAGGAUGUCAGCGAAUGCCGCCCGGAGUGCAAACCGGGUACCUACUCGCCGUCCGGGCUGGCUACGUGCUGGCCGUGCACGCGAGGCUUCUUCCAGCCAGGCUUCAAGCAGACUGCCUGCCUGCCGUGCAGGGAGGGUACGACCACGCCGGCAAAGGGAUCCAGAUCAGCGAGCGACUGCCAAGCUGUGUGUGGCCCGGGAACAUUCAGUGCGACCGGUCUGCAGCCGUGUCGGCCUUGCCCUCUGGGUUCGUAUCAGCCAGAUGAGCAACAAACCCACUGCGUGCCUUGUGCCGGCAGCGAGACGACGGCUGUUGACGGUGCGACAUCUGAAGCGGAAUGCAGAGAGAUCGAUGCUUGUGAAUCUGCCCCAUGUGAGAAUGGCGCGCAGUGCACCAGCCACAGGGGCGCAUUCCACUGCCAGUGCGUGACGGGUUUCGCUGGUACUACGUGCGAUACUGAAAUAGACGAGUGCCGGUCUCAACCCUGCCUCUUCAAUGCGACCUGCGUCGAUCAAGUUGGUGGAUUUGACUGUCUCUGCACGCCCGGAUACGAGGGCGCCCUCUGCGGAACGGAAAUCAACGAGUGCUUGUCAGACCCGUGUCAGAAUGAAGCAAAGUGCCAAGAUCAGGUUGCCGGUUUUGACUGUGACUGCGUGGACGGGUUUUGGGGCCCGCUGUGUGAGAACCGGCCGGAUCCCUGCGCCGGACAGGCCUGUCUGAACGAGGGGUUCUGCAUCCCGACGCCCGGCUCGUUCCAGUGCCUCUGCCAGUCUGGCUUCAAGGGACUCCGAUGCGAGACAGAUGUCAACGAAUGCGACCUUCUACCUUGCCAAAAUGGCGCAAGAUGUGAGAACACGCCGGGGGGCUACCAGUGCGCAUGCGUGCCUGGGUUUGAGGGGACUCACUGUGAGGUGAACAUCGACGAGUGUGUACAUCAUUCCUGCGCUAACGGUUCUACCUGCAGUGACGUCAUCGCUGGCUACCAAUGCCUGUGCCCGCCGGGGGUCACGGGACAGUUCUGUGAGACAGAAAUGUCCCAGGAUUUCCUGCUGAAUUUCACCAGUUCCUUGACGUCCGACUUCUCCCUCAUCCGAACCAGACACGCGGAGUUCCAAGAGAUCACGCUGUCCGUGUGGCUCCGGACCACUGAUACCACCAACAUGGGAACACCCAUCUCCUACGCCGCCACGAGACCAGCAAGCAAUUCGUCCGCGGGAGGAGGAGGCGCCGGUACCGGCAGCCGCCUCGUGGACAACGCGCUGACCGUGACGGACUGCUCCUCGCUCCGGGUCUACGUGAACGGACUGGUGAUUUUCACCGAGGUGGCUGUCAACAACGGGCGGUGGCACAGCCUGGCGUUUACCUGGCGCAGAGCAGUCGGCGAUUGGCAUUUGUACGUGAACGGCACGCAAGCAGCCAACGGGACUACCGGACCGAGCACAGAAGCCAUACCGGGCCAGGGCGCAUUCGUCCUGGGUCAGGAACAAGACGCGAUCGGCGGAGCCUUCAGCUCCAGGGAGGCUUAUCUCGGUGAAAUUUACAAGUUGAAUAUCUGGGAUCGUGUUUUGCCCGAGGACGACAUCCAGAACUUAUCCCACUUCUGCCACCAAGAGAAGGGCAACGUGGUGGCAUGGUCAGACUUCCUUGCGGGACUGGAAGGAGGACUGGAGCCUAAACCCACAAACGCGACGGGGGAGGUGCCCGGAUGCGAAUUCUACUGACUUCCGAGAAAUAAAAAGAGGAAGAAUGACAGCGUACUCCAUCAACUAGACUUCGUGUAAAACUACUUACUAGUAAUGGACAUUACACAGUUCAACGGUCAAUUUUCGUUCAGUGUUUGAACUCGCAUAAUGACCGAAUAUUUCAAGAAUGUAGAAAAGAGGUAAUAUGCCACCAAUGUUCUGUCAUUAUUAUUUCGAGAUUAAAAAAGUAAUAUGUAUUUGUGAAACGAGACUUGCUUUUAAACAAAAUUCAACUGGAGAAAAUGCUAACAUUUUGCUUUGGUAAUUUUCGUUAUGCUGCUAGAUAUAAAAUUGUCUCUAUUGUCAUUUUAAACGUUCUAUCAUGAAUUCCCGAGUUUAAAUAUUUUUUAUUUAACACCUGUCAAAACGAUGAUAAUUUCUGUUCACAAAGAGAUCGAAUUUUGAUGAGAACGUGGGUACAGUAUUUGAAAACCAAUUCUGAUAAUUGCCCGGUGUUUAGUCAGAAUUGUUUGUUUUGGAAAAGCAAACACGAAAAUUAUACAUUCACUUUCAGCUGAAUUUGAGUGGGGCACGCAUGUUGAAUACACAGGCUUUGAUCGCUGGACAUGAUGGACGGUUCUGUUUUCGUGACUACAUAAUUAUCACUUUUUUGUUGGUCUUUGAAACUCACUCUACUGUCGGUAUUAAAUGGAAUAUACAACAUUUGCAAACAUAAAAAAAAUACCAAAUUAUUAUGAAAAAUCUUACUGGACUGUAAGUGAAUG